Messenger RNA from Trichoderma atroviride IMI 206040, 1611 nucleotides. RefSeq lists its product as uncharacterized. The record is from RefSeq and is a predicted model, not a curated record. Gene Ontology annotation, biological process: protein phosphorylation; intracellular signal transduction. Gene Ontology annotation, cellular component: cytoplasm. NCBI's taxonomy places the organism in Eukaryota, Fungi, Ascomycota, Sordariomycetes, Hypocreales, Hypocreaceae. Gene Ontology annotation, molecular function: protein serine/threonine kinase activity; ATP binding.
AUGUCGCAGCUUGACCCCUUACCAAAGGAGUUGCCCUUCCGGAUUAUAUCCAAAACCGUUGGCCGCGGUGCCUAUGCUUCAAUAAAAAAAGCUAUCCCAUUAGAUUCAUCAAGUCCAGUGUUCGCCGUCAAGCUCAUUCACAAGGGAUACGCCACUAAGCAUGGCCGCAUCUCUGCAAAACAGCUUGCCAUGGAAGUCUCACUCCACUCGCACAUCGGCCAGCAUCCCAACAUUAUCGAGUGGUUUGCUUCAGGAGAAGACUCCGUGUGGCGAUGGAUAGCGAUGGAGUAUGCGGAAGGCGGUGACCUCUUUGACAAAAUCGAGGCGGAUGUUGGUGUCCGAGAAGAUAUUGCUCAAAUCUACUUUCUCCAGCUGGUGGGCGGCGUGAGCUUCAUGCACUCCAAGGGCGUGGCACACCGCGAUCUCAAGCCGGAGAAUAUUCUCCUGUCUCAGGAUGGAAGCUUGAAGCUGGCCGAUUUUGGAAUGGCAACCAUGUUUGAGUACAAGGGCCAGCGCAAGACCAGCUCAACGCUAUGUGGCAGCCCGCCAUAUAUCGCGCCGGAGAUUCUUGCCUGUGGGAGAGUGGAUAAGAGGGCACCCAACUCAGCCAAGUAUUCACCAGACCUCGUCGAUAUAUGGUCGUGCGGAGUCAUCCUUUUCGUCUUGUUGGUCGGCAACACGCCCUGGGAUGAGCCGUCGUCGUCAAGCUGGGAGUUUGGCGAGUACGUAAAGACUUCAGGGAAGAGCUCAGAUGCGCUCUGGGAGAGACUGCCUCUGGAUGCGCUCUCCCUUCUCAGGGGCAUGAUGUCCGUCGACCCUCAGAAACGCUUCACUUUUGCUCAGAUACGACAGCAUCCUUGGUAUACGCGUCAUAACCCGCUGCUCACUGCUGACGGCAGAAUACUCGACCCCAUUGGCUUGGCCACCAAGAUGCUAGAAAACCUGCGAAUCGACCUCAGCCACAUACCUACGACUAAACAUAACUACCUCCCAACAUCUCACGAUCCGACUAUCGAUUCUGGACUCAACGCCGGGCGAUUCUCGUCUACCCAGCCGGAAGCCCCAGUUACUCCCAUCAUUGAUAAAGACUGGGACUGGGAGGCUCCCGUUCUUCGAUCCAGGGCCUUGCCGUCGUCUUUACCUACGGGCUCCUAUAAUGCUCGUCGCAUGCUCCUUGACACCCUUGCGGAUGAGCCCUCCAUGUCACAGUUCUCACAAAUCCCGGGGCCGUCCAUGACGCUGACACAGCAAGCUCGACGAUUCCGUGACAUUUGCCCUCCCGAAUCUCUUACCCGCUUCUUCUCCCAUGUACCCUCUGCCCAUAUUAUCCAGAUGCUCAGCGACGCACUGCAUCAACUAAACGUGCCCUUGGCACCCGUCACGCCGAAUCCCAACAGUAGCCCCAUAGUCACCAUCAAGAUUCGUGCCGUCGAUGGUCGUCGACAGAGUCUACACGGAGAAAUAUGCGUGGAUAAGCAGCCGCUCCCAGAUGGCUUCGAAGUGCUAGACAUUCGGUUUGUCAAGAUCAAGGGAGAUCCCCUAGAGUGGCGGCGAUUCUUCAAAAAGGUGGUAGUGCUCUGCAAGGAUGGGGUCUAUGUCCCGGAAGCUUAG